Monoraphidium neglectum is the source of this 747-nucleotide messenger RNA. RefSeq lists its product as hypothetical. The record is from RefSeq and is a predicted model, not a curated record. NCBI's taxonomy places the organism in Eukaryota, Viridiplantae, Chlorophyta, Chlorophyceae, Sphaeropleales, Selenastraceae. The coding region runs from base 1 to 747 and encodes 248 amino acids. The transcript has 3 exons.
AUGCUGGCCUUGUGCGGCGCACUGCAGGCGCGUGAUGCUCGGCACCGCGAAGAGCUCGCAGCAGCCGCCGCGCAGCGCGAAGCCGCGCGGCGGCAGGCGUUUGAGCGCGAGGGCGCGCUGCGAGGCGAGGCCGCGCGCGCGGGCGGCGAGGCGGCGCGCGAGCGCGCGCGGGCGGAAGCGCUGGAGCAGCAGCUAGCAGAAGGCCGGGCGGAGGCCGAGCGUGGCGCACGUGAGGCGGCCGCGCAAGCAGAGGUGCUGCAAAGAGCCCUGCUGCUGGCGCAGUCCGAGGCGGCAGCCACGGCGGCCGAGGCGGGGCAGCAGCGUGCCGAGGAGCUUUCGGCGUGGCAGACGGCGGAGGCAUCCCUCAAGGCCCAGCUGCAGCUGGCGGAGGCCACUGCCGCUGCGCUCCAGUCCGAGAAGAGCGAUGCGCUGCAGCAGCUGGCUGCCGACACCGCCGCCUUUGCAGCAGAGCGCGACGCCCUGCGCGCCGCGGCGGCCGCCGACGCGCGCGCGGCGGAGGCGGCGGCGGCGCGGCAGGCGGCGGAGUUGGAGGGCCUGAGGAGGGAAGCUGCGGUGGAGCAGGAGGGCAGAGUCGCGGGGGCGGCGCACGCGGCGGCGGCCGAGGCGCGCGCACGGGAGCUGGAGGGGCGGCUCAAUGCGGAGCGGGCGGCACGCGAGGCGGUAGAGGACGGGCUGCGGCGGGCGACGGCGGGGCUGGAGGCGAGCGGCAGUGACUUGCAGACGUGA